This is a messenger RNA of Trypanosoma conorhini, 1212 nucleotides long. RefSeq lists its product as uncharacterized. Gene Ontology annotation, molecular function: protein binding. The coding region runs from base 1 to 1212 and encodes 403 amino acids. The record is from RefSeq and is a predicted model, not a curated record. The transcript has a single exon. NCBI's taxonomy places the organism in Eukaryota, Euglenozoa, Kinetoplastea, Trypanosomatida, Trypanosomatidae.
AUGGAGCCGUUGGAAGUGGCGCCGGAGGAAGUGGGUUCCCCCGGCCAUUGCAGGCUCCAGGAUCUUCCGUACGACGUGCUUAUGCUGUGUGCAGAAUACACACCGGUGCGCGAGGUGCUGUUGCUUGGUACACUCAACUCCUUCUUUUAUGAAUUCACACAGCCCGACAACGUGGCGCUCUGGGCCCACUUUACAGAAAGGGUCUACCUGCUACACCCACCUGGCCUGAGGAGCAUGCUCUUCGACGAAUCCCUGCUUAAAAUGUACCUGGCUGUUCACCGUAUCUCCCGUUCUAACUUCGAACCGUGGGGAGGAUUGAGUCUCAACGACGCCGGCGAUGAAAAUGAAAAUGGCAUUAACGAAAGGGAGGGCAGUCAGGAGCUUGGGAUUGAUCGCCAUCAGCGCCCGCCACUUCCACCUCAGCAAGCUAGGGUAAACAUUUCUCACUCGGAGCUUAUUCAAUGGGUAAUGGACCACUCCGAGGAAGAUAUUUUAGAUCUUCGGAUGUUUUGUGACAUUAUCAAAGGCCGGCAGCCACGAUUUGCCCUCAGCGGUCUUCUGCUGGCCCUGCAGUUAGUGAAACGGCGCAUGUGGUGCACUGAGGUUACCGAUCUCGAAAGUGUCCGGGAUCUUCUGCGCUCGACGAUUGUAGAGGAGGAGCACGAUUCAGGUUGGUCCGUCCUUCGCACCAUUGUUGGGCGCGGUCGAACGAUGCCAAAGCGGUUUCACAUGCCGGUUUCGGUCUGCAUGCAUUCCGACGACCUUGCGGAAAUGAGUGCAAGGCGCCAGGUAGCCAAAAGGAGGUGGAAGCGGUGUGCCGCCGUGGCCCGUGAGUACCUAAAACUGCGAGAAGUCCUUCGUGUUGUGCUGGCCGUUUCGGAGGUGUCGGACCACCCCAAUGCCCAACAAAGGUACGACAGUGUGUGGUCGGCCCUUCGCGGCACCACCGCCAUGCUGAAGGCGGAGAAGGAACCACAGCAAAGUCAGUCAGCCGAUUUGGAUGAGGUGGGAGCAGCGAUCCCCAUGAGCGUCUCCGGCGAUGAUCUGCUGCACCAAAUCCGUGAUUUGAGUAAAGUGACUGUGGGAGGUAUUGUAAGCUACUUUUUCGGGUACGUUGUCGGGAAGGCACAGCGGAGGACUUUUCUUUCGGCGUUGUUUAGCAUGCAACACCUAGCGGGCGCUGAAGGGUACGAGAGUGUCCCGUUUUGGUGA